This is a messenger RNA of Anopheles gambiae (African malaria mosquito), 3488 nucleotides long. RefSeq lists its product as uncharacterized. The record is from RefSeq and is a predicted model, not a curated record. Bases 940 to 2556 code for a protein of 538 amino acids. Lineage: Eukaryota; Metazoa; Arthropoda; Insecta; Diptera; Culicidae. The transcript has 7 exons.
UGCUCCGGGUUUUUCAGUGUGUGCUCAGAUUCGGACGCGUUCUGUUCGUUUGUACGCUUGUGCGGCCUUUCGCGUACGCGCUUUUUGCUCCCUUUUCACCGUCCUUGGGCGCGUUGGUGCUAGGUUGACGGGUUUAGCACGCUUCGUUUGGGUAACGAGUAUUUUCUUUGCGUGAUUGUGUUUUAAAUUUAAACAGCUCGCCCCCGUGUAUUGACAGUGUGACAAACAUUCCACCCUUUCGUGGUAUCACUCAUAUCGAAUGAGCUGUCCAAGUGCUACUAGUGCUCGUGUGCGAACGUAAAAGUGUCCUCCAGCGUCUAGUAGGAUGAUGACCGGCCUGGUGUCACCGCGUCGACGAUAGCGCCCCCGAAGCGGUUGGUCCCCGUCCGCACCGGUUGGCUGUACGAGUCGUUCAGUCGCGUGCAAGCGGACGCCGCCACGGAUCUACGGGUGCACGCCGGCUGGCCGAAGGCGUUGUCGUCCCACUACGGCUACGGUCUGGCCAAGGGUGACGACUACAUCGACCGCCACCACCACCAUCACGCCGACGACGACGACGACGAGGAAGAAGCAGAGGAAGAAGAAGAGGAAGAAGAGGAAGACGCCGACACCGGUAGCUGCGAACGGUUGCACCGGGUUGGCGGUGAGCUCGACGGUGGCGACAGUACCACCGCCACCGACGGUCGCAACUACGGUGAGCUUACCGAGCUACGCCCCACCGGCAUCAUCCGGGGGCCUUCGCGGCGUGGCCAGCAUCCACCACUGCCACCACCACCGGCCUACCAACAUCAUCUGCACCAUCCGCCACCGUCGUACGGUCGGCAGCAGCAGCAGCAGCAGCUGCAGCAACAAGCGCAACACCACCAACAAGCGGCCCCUCCUCACCACUACAGGGUGACAUUCGACGAACGACCUAUCCAGACGCCACACCCGCUCGAGAUGGAAUCGGUCGGGCACCACGUGGCGGUACCGUUGCGCGUCGGCGGCAAGAAGAUGCGCAAGCGGCGCGAACUGGACGCGCUUGUUGCCCACUCGCUGGCGAAGGGUGCGAAGGGCGGUGGCCGUCACGCGGCCAGCAAUGGUGUAGCCUCGCACGAUCAGUUGCUAUCGAACUCGACGGAUGAGCAGGAAGAUUACUCAUGGCAACCGAAAGUGCGCACACAGUCCCGGUGCCGGACGAAACGGUUCUCCUGCGUGCGUACCUGCGGUCCGCUGCUGUUCGUGUCCUGCAUCUUCAUCUCGCUCGGCUUCAUGUACUGGCUGUACUUUGACAUCCGGCAGCAGAUAUCGCAGUAUCGCAUCCGCAUCGAGCAAGUUUCAGCAACUAGUCAAAAUGUUCCCGAAGCGCUACAGAAAUGGCACGAAACGUCGAAAAACUUGGAACAAAACCAGACCGCCCUGAACGGGAAGCUGCGGGAUAUGGAGCAAGUACUCACCAACUUCUUUACCGAGCUCAAACAACUGCGGGAAACGAUCGACAAGAAGAACGAAAACUCCCAGGAGGCACAGCUCAACCGGCUGCAGUCCAGCGUGGCCGAUCUGGGGUCGAACAUUGGCGAUGCGAACUCCCGUAUCGGGCUGCUCGAGACGCGCUUCGACACGAUACAGGCGGAACAGAAGCAGCUAAACAAAACGCUGGACGAUCUGCAGAAACUAUUCGGUCGCAUCCAAAACAGCACCGCCGUGUCGGACAUUAUCGGUGGGGACGGUGUGGCGAAGGGGAUGCAGAAAACGAUAGCCGAACUGCGGGAUCAGCUGACCGGGCAGCUGAACAAUCUCGCCCAGAACGUGACCGGCGAGCUGCAGGUGCUGAAGCAGAAAAAUCUCUGGCUCGAGUCGGACCUGAGCAAUCAGACGAAGCGCAUCGAGCAGCUGUUCGACAACACGGUCAACAUCUCCUCGCACGUCCUCUCGGUCGAGGCGGUGUGGCUCGAGGUGCGCAACAACAUUAGCGGGCUCGAGGCGGACCGGAAGAUCAUCAACGAGCAGCUAGGCGCGCUGGCGAACGUCACGACCGGGCUGCACGGUACGAUCGAGAAGGUGCAGGAAGAGUGCCAGCAGUACCACAGCAAGCUGGACGAGGUGCGAGGGAAGCUCGGCGAGCUGCAGGACCAGAUACAGCAGAACGCGGCACGGAAGGAGGUGUCGCUGCACCGGCCCGGUGAAGCGAACGGUACGCAACAGGCCAGUAAGGAGGACGGUAUGCCCCCGGUGCUGUCGCAAUUUUUCAACGAACAGCAAACGGCCGCCAGCAGCAGCAGCACGGUAAGUGCACGCAUCGCACCGAAACCGACGGCCGCACCAUCAUCAUUGUCCGCUAGCACAACCACCAUUACCACCGCUUCCUCCCUGGCCAAGCUGCUGUAUCCGGGUACGCUGGUGCAACAGUUGCCACAGUCCACGACUCCGCAACCCUCCGCCGCCGGUCAGCCAGCCAGCGUAGCCAAAGCACCCGCUGCUGGCGCUCCAGCAAGUGGAGCGGCCAACACGGCAAGCAGCAGCAGCAGCAGCAGCAGCAGCAAACAGGCGGGCGGGCUGUUCGAUUCCGUAAUGUAAGCGCGGAAAGGUUUUAUUUUUCGGAUGUACACGAAAAGAAAUUUAAAUGGCUUCGGUGUGACACGAUGUUCUUUUUCGGACGCUUUUCGAUGUUACAGUUCAAUCUGAGCAACAGCAACAACAGCCAGGUGUGUCGAAAAGGGGUUGUUGUGCAUCCCCUCCCCAACAAGAAGCAAACAUGUUUCAGUUGCGGACAGGCCGGACAAGGUAAACCAAAGUUUUAAUUAAAGGCGUGUUUUUGGAGCGAAUGUAAGGAGAGAAAGAGACGAACGACAGAACGACAGGGAAAAUGAAGACGAAUGUGACGAAAUGGCAGGAUGGAAAGAUGGAACGCGCGCGAAAUAAUGAUAGAGUAGCAGUGCAAACGAACGUAAAGAGAAAGGGGAAUUCGUUGUGUCUGUGUGUGUGUGUGUGAUUGAAAGAGGGAAACCCGGACAGGCAGCUCGGAAGGAAACGAAAAGGAUGAACAGAACAGAGCAGGAUCGAGCAAUUACUGAAGAUAGUAAGGGCUGGCAAUUGAACAGGAUUUUGGGUUUCCAUUUAAACAUUUUGCACUAAUUAGAAACACAUGUGUAGAGAACAGAAACACACAGACACAUUCACAUUCACACGCCAGAGUGCAGUUUCUUUACCAAGCAUGGUUAAGUUUUGAUAAGCAAGUAGCAAAUAUCAAAUCAAAAGAUGAAAGAGAGAAGGAUCAAUUGGAGUGGAUCAAAGAAGGCUAAACACACUCCAUUGAGCAAAUCAGCAAGCAAAACACAUCGAACCACGAAGUCGUCACAGACAUUUAGCAGAAGCGUAGCAGAUGCACCUUACUUCUUCGUAUCAAAUCCGGAUUCAGUUUCUAAUGCAACAAAAUCAACCAAACACGCAUCUCUUACUCAGCAGUAGAUUUCACACUUACUUAGAAAUUACACUAGCAAGAAGAGAGA